This is a messenger RNA of Cuscuta epithymum, 2042 nucleotides long. Lineage: Eukaryota; Viridiplantae; Streptophyta; Magnoliopsida; Solanales; Convolvulaceae. The record is from the annotation of a GenBank genome assembly.
ACACCUCCUCACCCCUCACCACCCGCACCCCCUCACCCUUCCUUCAGUCUCCGCAGUGUCCCCAUUAGUCGUCUCCUGUCUCCCCAACAAACGCUCCAACGCCCUUCCCUCUCUCCGAUCGCCAUCAGAGAGAUCAGGCCGGCAGCUAGGAGAUGGUCAUACCUUAGACGAUUAUAAUAUUCAGAAAGCAUAUAAUUAAGUUCUUUGCAAGUGUGCUUUCAAGUAGCUGAUAUGGGGACUGAUAGUCAAUGUUGGCAUUUGGAUUUAAGCUAUGAACAAUGGAAACCUAUUUCUGUAUCUGGUCCACGCCCAGCUGCUCGCUACAAGCAUGCUGCCGCUGUGUUUGAGGGGAAAUUGUAUGUUGUUGGAGGAACGCGAAAUGGCCGAUAUUUGUCUGACAUCCAGGUUUUUGAUCUCAAUACUUUGGCAUGGUCUACAAUAAAAUCAAACACUGAAGUUCUUCCAGGUGUUUCCGGUCAUUCUAUGAUUAGCUGGAAUAAAAAAUUGGUGCUUCUUGCUGGCCACUCAAGAAGCGGUUCCGAUACUGUAACAGUUCGCAUCAUUGAUCUGGAAUCGCAUGACUGUUCCAUUAUGGAGACCUUCGGAACACCACCGGUAGCUCGUGGUGGGCAAUCUGUGACACUCUUUGGAUCUAAGCUAAUAAUGUUUGGUGGAGAAGACAGGAACAGACGGUUAUUGAAUGAUAUUCAUGUUCUUGAUCUUGAGACUCAGACUUGGAGUUCUGUGGAGACCAUGCAGACACCUCCAUCUCCCAGAUUUGAUCACACUGCUGCGCUGCAUGCAGAUCACUACCUUCUAAUUUUUGGUGGGUGUUCUCAUUCAGUUUUUUUCAAUGACCUGCAUGUUCUGGACUUGGAAACGAUGGAAUGGUCUUGCCCACAACUUCAAGGGGAUAUAGUUUGCUCACGAGCUGGGCAUGCUGGGGUCACAAUUGAUGAGAACUGGUACAUAGUUGGUGGCGGAGAUAAUAAAACUGGUGUGCCAGAAACUCUUGUUUUGAAUAUGUCUAAGCUCGUUGUGGCAGUGCUAACAAUUGUCAAGGAGAGAGAUCCACUCGCUAGUGAGGGAUUAACUGUAUCAUCAGCAUUACUAGAUGGUGAAUUUUUUUUGGUUGCAUUUGGUGGUUAUAAUGGAAAUUACAAUAAUGAGGUAUAUGUUAUGAGGCCUAAACCAAGAGAUUCAUCACAUCCCAAGAUACUUUUGUCACCAGCUGCUGCUGCUGCAGCAGCUUCUGUCACUGCUGCAUAUGCCUUGACCAAACCUGAAAAGUUUGACUCCACUGCUAGAGAUGAUUCAAAUUUUAAGGGAAUCCAAAACAAUACCUCUCAGAAGAAUUUAUCUGAUGAAAUUGGCACAAUUAGAGAAGAGAAGGAGAGAUUGGAAUCCUCUCUUGCUGAAGUAACAAGGGAAAACUUUUCUCUCAAGGCAAAGAUUGAGGAAGUUAAUAACACUUAUGCUGACUUAUCCAAGGAAUUACAUUCAGUUCAGAGUCAGUUUACAGCGGAGCGAUCAAGAUGUGCGGAGUUGGAGGCACAAAUAACUGAGAUACGGAAGGUACUAGAGUCCAUGCAGUCAGUAGAGGAAGAGGUUGAAGAACUUCGGAGGCAGAAAUCUGAAAUGGAACGUGAUAUGGAACUGGGAGUUGCCCAGGGUCAGAGGCCAGGGGGUGUUUGGAAGUGGAUUGCCGGGUGAGUUUUGAAAAUGCGCCUGGGGGUACUCCUGCCAUGCUUCAAAGCUUUCCUGGAGCUCAAAACAGUUUUCUAAAAAAAACGGCAGUUUAUAAUCUCUUCAUUCUUUGAGCUUGUUUACUCUUUUAUUCUCUUAUGCAUUUAUUUGGCUCUGUAAUUCGAACUUCAAUGUUCUUUCAAAAUAACUACAUUUCAAUUGUAACAGUCAUUCAUUUGUAACAUUUUGUGUGUGUGAAUGUGUGAUACCUUCGGCAUGAAAUCUUCAUGUUCAGGUUUUUCAUUUCAUUUGUAUUAUAAUAUACGUAGAGUAAUACUCUAUUGAUCGGGAGGAGU